This is a messenger RNA of Aedes albopictus (Asian tiger mosquito), 13435 nucleotides long. RefSeq lists its product as uncharacterized. NCBI's taxonomy places the organism in Eukaryota, Metazoa, Arthropoda, Insecta, Diptera, Culicidae. Gene Ontology annotation, cellular component: nucleus. The transcript is spliced from 3 exons. Bases 1297 to 3048 code for a protein of 583 amino acids. The record is from RefSeq and is a predicted model, not a curated record.
UACUAACUGCGAAAGGGGUCCAGUAGGGUGGGAAAUGCGCAAUAUAAUGAUGGCAAUAAUUAAUUAAUUUAAAAAGAUGCAGCAUCUGAAAUCCGAUGCACAGUCAACACAUUGUUGCGCCAGUACACGAAUGUGAUUCCCCGCUAAUAAACGCAUUUUUGGCACGUAAUGCAUCAACAUCAUCGUCAUGCGUAUCAGCAUCGCCAAAUUGUUUACUCUUCCAUCUCACAACCGCCUCCCGCUGAAGUGUGCCAUUAGCAGAAACAUCAGCAAGGGGUCUCUCUCACUGGUGCACAUUAUUGAUGUGAUGGCAAAUUCAAGACGAGCCUGUAGCUAUAGACAAGCUUAGCUGCUUACGGGCGUGACUUUGCAUUCGGAGAUUUUGUAUCAAAUUGUUUUAUCUUUGUUUUGAUCAACCCAAUGAACGAUCUGGACCAAAGGGUCGCGCAAUUGGAACAAGUGUCUUAUGCAUUUAUUAUUAUUAUUUUUUUACAUUUACAAUACUAUCAUUUUUCUGUUAGUUCUCUAGUUUCACUAUUGUAAUCAUUCACCUUCUAUUCAGAUUAGUCUGUGCUGCUGUACGCCAGUGAAACUUGGCAUGUAUCAGUGGGGAACUCUCAACAGCUGCUGGUUUUCAUUGGCAAAUGCCACAGGUGUAGAGUAGUGCACUAAGACGUUUACUGUUCCGAUUUUUUAUUUUUUUUUUAUUUUAUUAUUUCACUUCAUAUCAUAUAAUUUCUAUAUAUUUUAUCGUGUUCAAUUUUGUUUUAUAUGAAUUCAUAUUUUCUUAUAUGUAUUUUUUUAAUUUAAUUUAAUAUACUUUUCUAUUUUUGUUCUUUUUUAUUUUUUUUAUUUUUUCCAUGUUCUUUUAUUUUAUUUUAUUUGUAGACUUCCGUACUGUUUUUUUUUUUUCAAAAACUCAUUCACCUUAGACUGUUAUUUUCAAAAUAAACUUACUGAUAUCCAUAAUGUUUCCCUAAUACCAUUGGAACAAACGCAACGUAUUGAUUUUCUACCAUAGUUAUUUAAAAAGAACUAACCUUUUUAAUUAUUCAAUAUCGAAAACUCAUAUCCACAACAUUUAAAUUGGUGGACCCUUUGUUCCAAUUAAUUCGAACGAAAAAAAACUUAAUGUGUGGCCACAAACGUACGUCAUCGAAGACCACUAUUGAAUGUGCACGCUCAGUUAGUCUACUUCAGUGAGCAUUAGUAAGCGGAGGUGUCUCCCGCAGGAUUAGAUCCUUGUACAAUUACGCACAGCAAUUAGUACGUUGGGUCGGAACGAUUUUUUCCAAUAUGGGUGUGCGACAUCUGGAUACCUACAUCCGGGAAACCGUCCCAGGUGGAUUCAUCAGAAUCAAUAUCGAAGACGAAAUCCGAAAGUACUUCGAGAAAGCUGGGAAAACCAAUCCAAAGCCACCUAUUAUCGUAAUUGAUCUGAUCACGCUGUAUACACCGCUGAGUAAAUACGAUCGGAAAGGACUCUACUUCGGCGGGCGGUUCAAUUUGGCCUACACUGUGAUCGAUGAGUUUUUCGGUAAACUGAAAGGCCUGGGUGCCAAAUUAGUGUUCUUCUACGAUGGCCCGGUACCGGAAUCGAAAAACGAAACCUGGUGCGCACGUCAGGAUCGUCGAUAUGAGGAGAUGUUGCCGCUGAUUAGUGCCGUUGAUAUGGGUUUCGAUUUGACCACAUUGAUGAAUUAUUCUCCUCCUUUGAACUUCAGAUACGCUUUGAAAUUCAUCGCCAAAAAGUACGGAGAGCUGAAGGUGACCAUGACUCAUGAGUGCGAUCAAGAGUUGGCAGCCCAUGUGACAAAAGUGAACGCCCUGGCAAUCAUCUCCAACGACUCGGACUUUCUCAUCUACGAGGGAUCCUGGAAGUACUGGUCAUCUCGUGAGAUACAGCUGCCCACCCUGGUGACCAUGGAGUACAAUCGGGCCGCUCUGGUUAGACAUCUGGACUUGAGCUUCCAGCAAAUGCCACUGUUGGCCACUCUCAGUGGCAACGACAUCAUGCCAUUUGAUGUCGUGAAGCUGCUUCAUUACCAGCUUGGUUACGGGGAUAAAUUUUCCAAAUUGGCCCGGUACAUUAAAGGUCUCGGAAAUGGACCCCUCAACGAGGCGGCUAUUAGGAACAUUUUGAGCGCAUUUACAAACAGUAGCACUUGGUUUAAGCAGUUUCAGCAGAGCUUGGAUACCUACAGUGUGAAUAUCAACCCGCAAGACGGUUCCACUACUGGCGAUCUUGUUCAAGAAGCCCUUUCCAAGCAGGAAUCCGCCUUCAUGUAUCUGUUAUGGCUGGAAAAGCGACUGGACGUAAGCAUCGGGUUGGUAGAUAUGCGCAGAACGGAUUUUGGUCAGGACUACGGUCAGCUACAAAUUUCACUGAUUGUGCACAUGGCUGGAAUAAUUCUGUUCCAUCGCAAACCCCGACAGCCCACUCAGUGUUCGAUCAUCAUCAAAACGACCCAUCAUGAACCACAUCAGGCCCACAGUUACCCCGUAGUAUAUCCUCGAGGCAUCGAAACCCCCACACUACUCGACCUUCUGUCCAAAGACCCCGUCGUCCUGGAAGACCUUCAAACUGUGAAGUAUCAGCUCCUGGCGUGGAUAGCUUCGGACACACUCAAUCCGGACGAACUGCGAGAAGUCCCACCGCAGCUACGCAUAACCGUUUUCAGCGUGUACUACCUCUUGGACCAAAAGGUCCUCGAGCUGUUUGAAGCCGACUUGCUACUGCAAGUAGCCUACGAUGUGGCCUUCGAAACGUACGACCCCAAAGCCGUCGAUUACCCCAGGAAGAUCGCGAGUCGCCCCUUCCGCUUGGUUUUCCUCUAUCAAACGAUCUACGGUCUUGCUACGAAGGCCUACCGCCUGGUGGGCUUGGAUGACGAAAACUUCCGUGACGACCCUCCCUUCGAUGGGGUUCUGUUUCACAAGCGAUACGACGAUUGGAGCAAAGGGCAGUGCGAGCUGGAGAAUAUUGAAGAGUGGCGUAUCUAUAAAGAACUUGUCUCCCAAAGUUUGAAAUUGGAAAAGAAGCGAUGAGUUUGAAAAGUGUGACAUUAAUGUAAUUUACGCCAUUGAAGAUUAUAAAGUGAAUAGUUAUUAGGAUAAAUAUAAUGGUUUUUCAUAAAAGUUAAACUUAAAUGUAGAGUGCCACGUAAGAUUGUAUUAAUUUCUGAUGUAUUAUAUGGGUUUGAAUAAACUGCAGAAGCGCAAAACAGUUGCUUAAUAAACUAUUCGUUAAGGGUUAAAGUAAGAGACAUAGGAAAGUGUUUUGAAAAUUGUUAUGACUAUUCUCAUAAAAAUUCCCACAGGAAAUUUCUCCAGGGAAUCAUCUGAAAAAUCCUGCAGAAUAUUCUCCACAGUUUUUUUUUUUUUGAUUAUUACUUUUAAUGAUUCAGACGGGAAUUCGUCCUGCAUGAGUUCAUACAGAGAUGUAUUUCUCCAGAAAUAUCUCCGACAUUUUCUCUAAGGAUGCCCCUAUGAAUUUCUCCACGAAUUCUUCAAGAAACCUGCUCAAAAAUAUUUCCCAUGAAUUUCUACUGAAAUUCAUAAGGAUGGUGUGCUUUUGAGGAAUCUUUACAGAAGCUGAUCUAGGCAAUUUUCUAGGUAUUUCUGCAGGAUCUGUUUUCGUAAUACGUACACAGAUUACUCCAGGAAUAAUAUCAGAAUUUCAUCAGAGAUUUCUCCAGAAAUUUACCUAAAAAUGCCGUACAACUCUUCCACCUCUACUGAAUUCCACUUACGGUGUCUCGUGAUAUAUCUCCAAUAAAGUCCACCGAAAUUACUCCUGGAAUUUCUUCAAGAAUUUUCCUAGGAUUCUUUCAGAGUCUCAAGAUAUUCACACAAUAGUACUUCCUGAUUUUUUUUUCAGAGAUUCUGCUUUAGAUUUCUUCAGAAAUUCCCAUAAGGAUUUUUUUCAGAAAUUCCUGCUUGGAAUGCUUCCAAAAUAUCUCUGAAUACUUCUUCAGUAUUUUUUUUUUUUUAAUUUAAGAUUCUAAAGUUUUCCCAUGGAGUUCCUAUUUUGUGAGAAAUUCCUUUAGGGAUUGCUGCAGGAAUUCCUACAAGGUUUUCUUUUUAAUCGCUCUUGCGGUUUCGUCAAUAAUAUCUCCUGGGAUUGCAUCAGAGACUCAUGCAAAAUUGCUUCAGAUGUUCCUCCUGGAUUUUCUUCAGAAGCUUUUCUUAAAAUUACAUAAAAUAUUGCUGGAAGAAUACUGGAAAGAAUCCCUGAAGGAUUCCCUUAACCCUAGUAGGAUGUUUAAGUCAGGAGGAUUAGGUUCAUAGGCGUAGCCAGAGGGGGGCAGGGGCGACCGUGCAGACCCACCCCCCUGGCCGUUAGAUUUUUUUUUACAAAUUCGAGCCAAUUCAAAGAUUAUCAGUAAUUCAGAGUUCCAAAAAAACUAUAUCAAGAAAUAAACUAUUCUAAUAAACACGGUUUUUAUCCAUAAUUAUCAAUCCAUUUUCACUCGAAAACCACAAGAAAUUUCGCCAAGUAUUUCUCCAAAAGAACCACUUCAAUCUUAUCAUAUAAUUUUACCAAAUAACAAGCUAGGUUAAAUGGCUAAAUUUUGUGAGUCCAUCCAAAGAUGCUAACAAUAAUUUGUCCAGAAUUUAUGGCAGACAUGGAUUUCUGCAUAUUUUUUUUUCUAGAUAUUCCUACAGAAAUUCUUCCAGGAAUUUGUAAAAAAGCUUUCCUGAGAUUUCCUAAGGAAUUCCUCAUGGACUCAUGGAGCUGCUUCCGGGAUUCCUCAUGGGAUUUCUUCAGGAAUUUCUCCAGGUUUCCCUCCAAGAAUUCUUGCAGCAAUUUCUUCUGUAAUUCUUUCAGAGACAACUCCAGGGUUAAUUUGGAAAAAAAAAUCUCCAAGGAUUCCUCCAGGAACUCUUAAGAAUUCUUUCAGGAAUCCCUCUUGGAGUUGUUUCAGGAACUCCUCCAGGAAUUAAUUCAGUACUUCCUCCAGAAAAUGUUUAGAGAUUCCCUAAGGAAUUCCCCUUGGUAUUGCGUUCGGGAUUGCUUCUGGGGUUUCUUCCGGAGUUCCUCCACGACCUCUUCUUGAAUUUCUCUCUCUUCGAUUUCUCCAUAAAUUUGAGAUUUCUCCAGGAAUUCUUCCUGGGAUUCCUUGAAGAAUUCCUCAAGAGAUUAGCACGGAUAUUUCUUCUGUGAUUCUUUUAGGAACAACACUAGGGAAAUUCCUCUAAGGAUUCCCCCAGGAACUCUAUGGUGAAUUCCUUCAGGAGUUACUCCAGGGACUAUUCAGGAAUUCCCUUAGGAAUGCCUCUUGGAAUUGCUUCCAGGAUUCCUCCUGGGGAUUUUUCAGAAAUUCCUACAAGGAUUCCUUUAGGCAGGAACUGCUGCAGGGGCCCUCAAGGAGAUUCUCCAGGAUUCCUUCAGGAUUCCGCCAAGAAUUUCAUCUGCGAUUUCUUCAGGAAUUCUUCCUGCGAUUCAUUCAGGAAUUUCUCAAGGGAUUCCUCUCCACGAAUUAUUCCAAGAUUUCCUCUGGAAAUUGCUGCAGGGAUUCCUUUAAAAACUCCUCCAGGAGUUCUGCUAGAGAUUUCUCCAGGAGUUUCUCUAGAGAUUCCUCCGGGAAUCCCUACAGACAUUCCUCUAGUAUAUUCUCCAGGGAUUCUUCCAAGAAUUUCUCUAGGACAUAAUUCGGGAAUUCCUUCUGUGAUUCUUUCUGGAACAACUUAUUUUAAAAACUCCCCCAAAGAUUUCCCCUGGAACUCUUCUAAGGAUUCCUUCGGGAAUUUUUUCAUGUAUUUUUUAAGGAACUCCCUCAGGAAUUUAUUCAGUACUUUCUCCAUGAACUGUUUAGGGAUUCCCUCAUGAAUUCCCCUUGAAAUUGGUUCCGAGAUUCCUUGUGGAGUUUUUUCAGGAAUUCCUCUUGGGAUUUUUCCAGGAACUGCUGCAGGGAUUUCUCCAUGAACUCUUUUAAGGAUUCCUUAAGAUUUUCUCAAAGAAUGCCAUCUGCGAUUUCUUCGGGAAUUAUUUCUGGUUCACCUACGAAUAAGGAGAAAAUCUCCUGGAGGAACCUGCUAAGGAAUUCACUUACGAAUUCCUUGGGAGAUUCCUCCACAAAUUUUAUCAGAAAUUCUUCCCGGAAUUCCUCUGGGAAUUCCUGCAGGGAUUUCUCUAAAAAUUCGCCCUGAAAUUCCGCCAGAAAUUCCUCUAUGAGCUCCUCUACAGAUUUCUCCAGAAGUUCCGCUAGUAAUAAUUUCCUCUAGGGUAUUCUCUAGGAAUCCCUUCAAGAAUUCCUACAGGAAUUCUUUCAGGAAUUCUACCAAGAAUUGCUGCUCCAGGGAUUAUCCUAUUGAUUAUUGUAGAGAUUUCUCCAGAAAUUUUUUCUGCGAUUUCUCCAGGUAUUUCUCUAGCAAAUUAUUUCAGGGACUCCUCCAGGAUUUCUCCAAGGUCCCACGAGGAAUUCCUCCAGUAAAAACCCCAGGGAUUUCUUCAGUGAUCCUCUAAGAAUUUUAUCAGAAUUUAAUCUGGGAAUUGAUUCAUAAAUUCUGUCAGCAAUUCAUCCAGAAAUUUCCUCAGGAAAUCCUUCACAGAUUUUUUUAAGAAAUUUGUUCAGGAUUUUCUCUACCUUCUAAAAUUUCUACAUGGAUUUCUUCCAGGAAUUCUUCCAGAUUUUCCUACAGGAAUUGCUGCAGGAAUUCCUCCAGGAAUUCCACUGAAAUUCCGCUUAGAAUUCCUUCAGGGAUUUUUUCCAGGGAAUUCGCCACAAUUUUUUCGAGAAUUCUCAAGGGAUUUUUUCAGACAUUUCUCCCUGAGUUAGAAAUUGGAGUUAGAAAAUCCUCCAUAAAUUCAUCCAGUGAUUGUUUCAAAUAUUCCUCUAGAGAUUUUUCCAGGUAUUCUUCCAGCAAUUCCCACAGGAAUACCUUCAGGAAUUCCCCCAGGCAUAUUUUCAGGAUUUUUUCCAGUAAUUUCUCUAGGAACUGCUCCAGGAAUAACCCCAGGAAUUUCUUCAAGAAUUCCUCUAGGAAUUUUCCUGAAAUCGCCCCUGGACAUCUUUCAGAAAUUAUGUCAGCAAUUUUUCUAGAAAAUCCUCUGGGAAUUUCUUCACAGAUUCUUCAGGAUUUUUUCAGGGAUGCACCCGGAAAUUUUUUUUUCUGUGAUUUCUUUAGGAACAGCUCCAGGAAAAUUCUUCCAAGGAUUCCCCCAGGAACUCUUUUUAGAAUUCCUUCAGGAGUUCCUCUUGGGAUUCAUUCAGGAACUCCUCCAGGAAUCAAUCCAGUACUUCCUCCAGGGACUAUUUAAGGAUUCCCUUAGGAAUGCCUCUACGAAUUGCUUUCAGGAUUUUUCCUGGGGAUUCUUCAGGAAUUCCUUCAGGGAUUACUUCAGAGAUUCCUCCAGAGAUUUUUCCUCAUUUUUUUCCAAGGAAUCCCCCAGGGAUUCCUUCAGGAAUUCUUUCGAUGAUUUCUCCAGAGGUACAGAAAUAAUAGAAAUAGAAAUAUAAAUUUCCUAGAAUUCCUUUACAGAUUCCUCCAGUAAUGCUUUCAAGAAUUCCCCUAGAGAUCCCUCCAGAAAUGCCUUCAGUGAUUCCUCCAGAUUUUUUCCAGUAAUUUCUCUAGGAACUCAUCCAGGAAUCAGCCCAGGAAUGUUUUCCAGGGUUCCUCUCCAGGGAUUCCAUCCAGAAUUCCUCUGGAGAUUUCUCCAGGAAUUCCCCAAGGAAUUCUUCCAGAGAUUGCUCCAUGAAUCUAAAAAAUUCUUAAGGAAAUUCUCCAGGAAUUCCUGCUGGGUUCAUCCAAGAAUUUCUCCAGGGAUUACACCAGAAAUUUGUUCAGAAUUUCUUCCAGGAAUUCCUUCAGGAUUCUCUCUGGAUAUUAUUCCAGGAAUUGCUUUAGGAAUUUCUCUAAAAAUUCCUCCAACGGUUUCUUCCGAAAUUUCUCUAAGAUUUUCUCUAGGAAUUCCUCAAGAGAUUUCUUCAGAUUUUUUUCUAGGGAUUCCUCCAUGAAUUUCUACAGGAAUUUCCAGAAUUUAUCCAGGAAUUCCUCCAGGUAUACUUUAAGAAAUUCCUCCAGGGAUUGCUUCGGUAAUUUUUCCAGGGAUGGCUCCAGAAAUACCUGAAGUGAUUUCUUCAGAAAUUCCUCUCAUUUUCUCUUCAAAACUUCAAUAAGGAGUUCCUUCAGAAAUUUCAAAAAUCAUUCAAUCAUCGUUUCCAUGGAUAUACCCUAGAAUUUUUCUAGGAUUACCUGAUUACUUUUAAGAAUUACAUCAAGAAUUUCUGGAGAAAUUCCUUCAGUAAUUCUUCAAAGAAACACACAUGCCACAAGAGAGUCACGGCAGCGCAGGAUUUGGUUGCGUACAAGACACUGUGACUUACUUUGAACAUAUAAGAACUUACAUGCUAAAAGUGCUUUCAAACAUUGUUCAGGGAAUCCUUCAGAAAUUCAUCGUGUUGCGUUUAGUUAUAAAAGCUAGUAGGUACAAAUUUGCCAUGGGUACUUGCCCCCCUGACCGAAAAGCUGACUUCGCCCUUGAUUAGGUUUAGGAGGGUUAAAACACUUUUGGUGAGGUUUCUGGACAAAAAUUCUUGAAACAGUUCAUGCAGUUAUCUCUAGAGGAAUUAAUGCCUGACAGAAUAUCUGAAGAAACUUUUUCAGAUACCUUCUUGAUCAUUAAAAAAAAUCACGAGAAACUUCUGGAGAAACUUCUGGGAAAACUCUGGGGAAGUAAUUCCAGGGAAAAUUUUUUGAUGGGACUCCUGAAGAUAUUUGUAGAUAAAUUUCUGUAAAUAUCAGUAGCAGUAGCAGUAAUUGCCGAGAAAGGUACUGAGAGAAUUCUUUAAUAAAUUUCUGUGGAAUUUCUGAUCUCAUAGAGCUAUUUCUUGGGGAAUUUUUGUGAGAAUUUUAAAAACAAUUUCUAAAGCGAUUAGUUCACAAAAAAUCUGAAAUGAAUCCCACAGAAACAAAACAGAAAUCCUUAAGGAAUUCUUUAACGAAUUACUCAAAAAAUCAAAAAAAAAACGUUUUUAAAGGUAUCCCUGAAAAAAUACCUGGACAAGCUGUAGAACCCUCUGCUAGUAUUCAUAGAACAAUUUCUUAAAAAUUUCUUAAAGAUGCUAAGAAAUACAUUCCUGCAAGAAUUGCUAAGAAAAUCUUUGAAUAAACUCCAAAACCAUCACCGGCAAAGUUCCUGAAGGAAUCCCAGAGGAAAGGUUUGAAUAAAUCAUAAGCAAACCCUAUUGGAGGAGUACCUAGCCGAGCUUCUGGAGAGACGCAAAAGGGUCUUCCAGAAGAAUUAAUAGCGAGUUUUUUUUGGAAUUGCUAAAUAAGUGCAUGAGAGAGUCCCUGAAUAUAUGAAGGAACCUUUGAAUACCUGAAGGAACCUCUGAAGAAAUUUCGGUAAAAUGUUAUCAAAAACCCAACCUAUAGAACGAUGAUUCAUUGUUGAUCCCAUUGAUGAAUUUCGACUCUGAUAUUUUGAGAGAAAUAUAGGAAAAGAAAUAUCUAAGCAUUUUUUUUUAAAGAGACAAAAAAGUCCAUGAGCGUUCCAUAAUUUUCUUAGAGUGUGAGCUUUAUAAUACUGACAUUAAAAGUCAACCCGUAUUAAUUACUGUAUUCAAUAAUCUUGUAGAUUUUUUUUAACUCAACUAAAUGUUUAUAUUUUUUCUAAAAUUACAUUUUGUUUAGCGAAACUUUUUCAAAAAUAAAUAGAAAUGUUCCUUGGAUUUUCAAUAGAUAUUACUGUUAUAUAAUAAGGUAGCGAACCACUUGGGCAGUGGCCGGUAUUUUGGGCACUCUUCACUAUAACUCAGUCAAUUCCAAUCCAAUUUACUUGAAAUUUUGUAUACGUAUAGUAUCGCGUUCCAAAAAUUCUGUCAAUUGGUUCAGAAUUGGCUGAGUUAUCGCAGAAAAGUGCCCAAAAUAUUACCCCUGAAAAAAAAUGAAAAUAAAACCAUGAAAGUAUGGAAGUAAAUCAUGAAGGAAUUUUAAAAGGUGUUCCUGGAUAAAUCUCGGUAAUAGUAAAUGGAAAAAAUCCCCCAAAAAAAUAUUGGCGGAAUCCAGGAAAGAUCUGCUGGAUCAAUCUCAGAAAAUGGAGACAUCCUAUAUAUCCUAGAGGGAUCCAGGAGGAAAUUGCUGGAAGAAUCCCGGAAGGAACUCCUGGAGGAAUCUCCGAAUUUUCAAAAGGAGGAAUCUCAGAAAGAAUCAUAGAGUAAUUCCAGAAGACUCUCGAAGAAAUCCUAAAAAGAAGGAGUGAAUUUCGAAAGGAAGUUCUGGAAGAAUAUCGGUAGAAAUCACGGUUGAAAUUUCUGGAAGGAGGAAUCUUUGAAGGAACUCUAGGACGAAUCCCAAAAGCAACUCCUGAUCAAUUUUGGAAAAUUUUGGAGGAGUCCCAGAAGAAUCUCCGAACAAAUGAGAGAAUUCUCGAAGGAGCUUCUGGAGGAAUUCAAGAAAAAACUCAUUGAAAAAUCACAGAAGAAACUUUCAAACAAAAGCUGCUUAUGGAAUUCAAAAAAAAGGUAAUCCUUAUAGGAACUUCUAGACGAAUCCAAGAAGAAACUUUUUGAGGAUUCCAAGAAUUAAUUCCUGAAAGGACACCUGAGGCAACUGCUGGAGUAAUUUCAGUAGGAACUCCUGGGGGUCCCUCGAAGGAACCUCCGGAGAAAUCUUAUAAAGAACUUUUAGGUCAAUCUCUGUAGUCACUCCUGGAGGAAUUCCAGAAGGAGCUUCGUAAUGAAUCUCAGAAGGAACUCUAGGAGGAAUCUGAGAAGAAAUUGUCCUAGGAAACAAGAUGGAAUUUAUGGAGGAAUUCACAAGGAACUUCUGAAGGAAUGCCUGAAGAAAUUUAUGGAGGAUUAUCACUCUGUAGCAAGCGAAUUUACGGAUUCAGUCAGGAAUGCUUCUUAGGAUUCCUUUCUGAAUUUCUACAGAGUUCGUCCAGGAAUUCCAGGAGAAAGAGUUCCUUCUAUAAUUUCCUCUGGAUUUUUUUCGGAAAAUAAUUCUGAAUUUGGCUUUAUGUUCCUCAUGGACAUCUUUCGAAGGGUUAUUGCUGAAUUCAUUCAAUAAUUUUGUUUUUCGUAAUUGCUUGCUAGAUUGUUUGAUAGACAUCCUUACCGAAAUAGCCAAUAAAUUUUCCUCAGAGUCGUACCAAAGUUCAUCACCAGUAUGUCUUUUUCACUUCACUUUUUCAUUUUUUGUGAAACUAUUGUGCUAAAAGAGGUUCAAAAAAAAUCCCUCGUGAAAUAAAUUGAAGCAUUUCUGGAGGAAUUUAUAAAAGAAUGCACGGCAGUGUUCCUGAAGGCUUAGUUACAGUUUAAGUAUCUCUAGAACCAUGAACCAUGUGUUUAGGCGGGGUUAGAUAUAAGAGGAUUGAAACGGUCUGACUCCAUUGCAAAUUACUCAGACAAACCAACGAAGUUUUACAAUAAUAAUCACAACACCCCAUUCUAUUGUCUAUUAUGUAAACUAGAACACAAAAUGUCAAUAACAUUUUUGGGAGGCAUCGCAUCGUCAUGGCCACAAAUCGAUUCCAACGAAAUUCAGAUGUCCACUCAUGUCCUUCACCACCACUACCCGGAGGAGGAAAGGACAAUGAACGAAAACCACUCGAUGCACACGCUGAGAAUUCAAGCACCCCUUCAUCAUCCCCAUAGCCAACAAUGCAAUCAGCUAGUGCUUGUGGCCAAUCGAUUUACAUUUUUCCAAUUUUGUCUGCCGAACUGUGGCGAUAUGAGUUUCGGAUGGACUGGCCGAAACUGACUAUGUAGGUACAAAUGGCGGCCAUGGUGCGAUGGAUGGUGUAGCUGUGAAACAACCAGCCGCUAACAAAGUUCAAUUCAGUAGAAUUAAACGGUUCCGAAAAUUUCAGAGACUGGGUUGGUAACCGUAGUAUGUAGUACUAAUAUCAGAACAAUGCGUUUUAAAGUUCGCUAAAAUGGCAAUUAUUAUUGCGAUAAUUGUUCUCAACACUUUGACGAUUUUUUUGAUAAAGUAACAUCCAAUGUCUAUCGGCUUUUUCUUAUCAUUUGACACUUACAAAAAUCCUUUCAUAAUAAUGGUUUAUCACACUACGUUUUUUAACACAAAAAAUAGGGAAUACAAACCCGAUAAUAUUUAUAACUCAUUGUAAUAUAAUCACAAACAUCUUUCAUGUUUGUAAAAUGUUAUAACUCAAUUAUAUCACAUAAUCAAAAAGUUGUUCAAUAAUUCAUUGUAGUAUUAUUUUAUUCUGAAACUUCGAAAAUAAUAUUACAAAAUUGUACCUCAUUUUGAUAUAAACUAGUUAUCUCUCUCUCUUCUUGGCGUAACGUCCUCACUGGGACAAAGCCUGCUUCUCAGCUUAGUGUUCAAGCACUUCCACAGUUAUUAACUGAGAGCUUCCUCUGCCAAUGACCAUUUUGCAUGUGUAUAUCGUGUGGCAGGCACGAAGAUACUCUAUGCCCAAGGAAGUCAAGGAAAUUUCCUUUACGAAAAGAUCCUGGACCGACCGGGAAUCGAACCCGUCACCCUCAGCAUGGUCAUGCUGAAUACCCGUGCGUUUACCGCCUCGGCUAUAUGGGCCCUAUAAACUAGUUAUCUUGUAGUCAAUAUCACAUUUUGUUAUAAUUUUGUUCUGAUUAUAACUAAACAAGUUAUUACCUUGAUUUUACCAGCAAUCAGCAUACUUUCUGUUGCAAUUUAAGCUAUUUUACCAUCAUUCUGCACCUGAUAUGUAACACAAUAAGUAUGUAGCAAGAUAAAUAUUAGAAUAUCAAAACGCAUAACGUUAUAAAAUUGGUAAAGUUUUCUAGUCCGAAUCAGACUAACGUCUAGAGACGCCGUCCUACGUCACAGAAUGAAAUGUAAUGCAUCCAAGCCAUAAAAACUCUCAGGGAAGCCUUUGGCCUCCAAGGACAAAGGCCUAAAAUUAAAAAAAAAACUUGAACUUCACCAAAAUGAAUGCAUUGCUGCUCGCUUUCACAGCUUCACAAAACUAGUGUGCAGUACCCAAAGUAAGCUGAUGGAGCAAGCAAUACAUCAUUCAGAUUUAAGGACACGCGACCUCGGAGAGAACCGAAGAGCGAGAGUUGGGAAUUGGAUGGGAUCCAAAAAUCAGAUAAAAAAAAACACUUUCUGGCAGUCGUCUAGCAGCCAGGACGAGUAAGUAAUUUUCAACAGCCGCAAUCGGGCCAUCUCGGUACGGAACGACUCGCUGGGUUCACAGGCUUUUUUCGAUGGUGAUGCAGGCUGAAGCUGCUGCGACUACUGCUGGUGGUGGUCCUUGAAAACGUGGAACAUUUUUGAAUGAGCUCAUGGUCAGGCCGGCUGGAGGACAAGUGUGGCUUUCAUCCAUGGUGAUUUUUCACAAAAACGGCUAAUUACAGCAAUUCAGUGUCUAUUGAGUGAUUGAAUACGUUCUCUGAACGUGGCAGACUAUCUAUGAUUUUUAAAGCAUUUAAAUAGUUGAAUGUUUUACCUGGAAAAGCACAAUGGCGUGUGUGAUUGU